AUGGGUGUGCUUCCGGACCUUUCUCAGCCAAAUGUGUCAGAUGCUGCUGAUAGUUCCAAUAGCAUUAAGGAAGUGACAAUAGCCAAAGCUGAUGCUAGGGAAGACAUGAUGGAAAUCGAAGCUAAAACUGAUGAAGUAGAUGAGAAAGAAAAAAAUAAGGAAGAUGAUGAGGAGAAGGAGGAUAAGGUUGAUUCGACUGCAUCAACGGAUGUGAUUACAACCGGCUCUGAUGAUGAUUCUCAGGAUAAUGUAGCCACUCAACAACAAGAGUUAGAUGUUGCCAAGUUUAUUAGUGAGGUGCUGAAAGAUAUGGAGGAAAUCGUGACUACAAGCCAAGCUAAGAAUAUUACCAUUGAACUAAUGGUCGAUGUUGUGGGGCAAUCAUGGGACACCGACGUUAUAAAUAGAAAGCCUAAGAUUUCGACUGUGAAGAUUGUGGGUGGUGCUAAGGAAAACGUUAAUGACCAAGAUACUCGUACACUGAAACUAAUCAAGAAGGUUCCUCUUGUUAUCCCUGAUGAUGUUAUAGUGAAAAUCAUGUCAACGUCCACAAGAAACAAAUGGAAGAGCUUAAUGAAGGCAAAGGUUUCUAUGCAUUGA
Molecule: messenger RNA, 600 nt
Organism: Hibiscus syriacus
Lineage: Eukaryota; Viridiplantae; Streptophyta; Magnoliopsida; Malvales; Malvaceae
Exons: 4
Coding region: 1-600 (199 amino acids)
Source: RefSeq, a predicted model, not a curated record